Molecule: messenger RNA, 3943 nt
Organism: Polyodon spathula (Mississippi paddlefish)
Lineage: Eukaryota; Metazoa; Chordata; Actinopteri; Acipenseriformes; Polyodontidae
Product: myotubularin-like
Exons: 16
Coding region: 111-1958 (615 amino acids)
Biological process (GO): negative regulation of autophagosome assembly; mitochondrion distribution; muscle cell cellular homeostasis
Cellular component (GO): plasma membrane
Molecular function (GO): phosphatidylinositol-3,5-bisphosphate 3-phosphatase activity
Source: RefSeq, a predicted model, not a curated record
AAGCAUAAGCUAAGACCUUGCACUGAGUCAUAGGUUGGGAGAGUUCGGGUCGCCAUGUUGAGUUUCAGCAGAGAUGUGGAGUGAAGUCAUGAUGAAUACACUCGUAAAAAAUGUAUAAUGGACAUGUUCCGUCUAAAACUGAAAUAAUGGCUUCGACUUCAACACCGACAUAUAAUAAUUCCAACUCCUUGGAAAACAACAGCAGUAAGAAUGCAUCAAGAGAGAGUCUCAGAAUGGAACAUCUAGUGGACGUGCCACAGUUACCAGGGGAAGAAAGAGUAACAGAUAAAGACAUCAUCUACAUUUGUCCAUUUAAUGGUGCUGUCAAAGGGAAAGUGUCCAUUACAAAUUAUAGGCUUUUCUUCAAGAGUUUUGAAGUGGAUCCCGCCGUGACCUUUGACGUGCCUCUUGGAGUCAUCAGCCGGAUUGAGAAGAUGGGCGGGGCCUCCAGUCGAGGGGAGAAUUCUUACGGGUUGGACAUCACCUGCAAGGAUAUGAGGAACCUGAGGUUUGCCUUGAAACAAGAAGGACACAGCAGGAGAGACAUUUUUGAGAUCCUCUUCAAAUACGCCUUUCCUCUGUCACAUGGUUUGCAAUUGUUUGCCUUUUUAAGCCAGGAGAAGUUCUCUGAAAAUGGCUGGAAAGUUUACAGCGCUGUUCUGGAGUAUAAGAGACAGGGCUUACCCAACAACAAAUGGAGAAUAACCUUUGUGAAUGAGCGGUAUGAGCUGUGUGACACCUACCCUACCGUCCUCAUGGUGCCUUUCAAAGCCACUGAUGAAGACCUAAGGAAAGUGUCAGCCUUCAGGUCCAGAAACCGGAUCCCUGUGGUGUCGUGGAUUCACCCUGUGAACCAGGCGGUUAUCAUGCGCUGCAGCCAGCCCCUGGUGGGGAUGAGUGGGAAGCGCAACAAAGACGAUGAGCGCUACCUGGAUAUCAUCAGAGAGGCCAACGGACAGACCACCAAACUCACCAUCUACGAUGCAAGGCCCAAUGUCAACGCAGUCGCCAAUAAGGCCACAGGGGGCGGGUAUGAAGGGGAUGACGCCUAUCAGAACGCAGAGCUGGUCUUCCUGGAUAUCCACAACAUUCACGUCAUGAGGGAGUCGCUGAAGAAGCUCAAGGACAUUGUCUACCCACAGGUGGAAGAGGCACACUGGCUUUCCAGCCUGGAGUCCACGCACUGGCUAGAACACAUCAAGCUGGUCUUGGCAGGGGCUAUCCAGGUGGCAGACAAGAUCUCGUCUGGUAACUCGGUGGUGGUACACUGCAGCGAUGGCUGGGACCGCACUGCACAGCUCACCUCCCUCUCCAUGCUCAUGCUGGACAGCUACUACAGGACCAUGAUUGGCUUCCAAGUGCUUGUGCAGAAGGAGUGGAUCAGCUUUGGACACAAAUUUUCUUCUAGAAUUGGUCAUGGGGACAAGAAUCACACCGAUGCAGAUCGGUCUCCGAUUUUCGUGCAGUUUAUUGACUGUGUGUGGCAGAUGACAAAACAGUUUCCUACAGCGUUCGAGUUCAAUGAACUAUUCUUGAUGACAAUUCUGGAUAACCUGUACAGCUGUCGGUUUGGGACAUUCCUGUACAACUGUGAAAGUGUCAGAGACAACAUGGAGGUGAAAGAGAAGACCGUUUCUUUGUGGUCUAUGAUCAACAGUGAAAACGGAAAGUACAUUAACCCCUUCUAUACCAAGGAAUCGAGCCGGGUGCUGUACCCUGUAGCCAGCAUGCGCCACCUAGAGCUCUGGGUAAACUACUACAUCCGGUGGAACCCAAGGAUCAGACAGCAGCAACAGAACCCAGUGGAGCAGCGCUACAUGGAAAUGCUGGCUCUCCGAGAUCAGUAUUUGAAGAAGCUGGAGGAGCUCCAGACCUCAGACUCCCCCCGCAUUGCCAACAACUCCAGCUCACCUGCAUCCCCAACACAGCUGGUCCACCACGUGCAGACUCAGCUCUGAAAAAGUGCAAACCUGUAAAUAACAUGCAAUACAUCACUCUAUACGCCUUCACAUCUAGACAAAAAGAAAAAGCCUUAAAACAAAAAACAUUGUCUUCUUCACUUAAGAAGGACCUUGAGUUGCACUAGAUUGUCUGUGCCUUGAUCUUGAUUUCACUCAGUUCCACCUUUUUAAUGGGUUAUUUAAAGUUGUAUUUAAAUAUAAUGGGAGUGAGGGGCUGUCAGUAAUAUAGAGAAGAAUUUACAUUUUAGGUAGAUCCCCCUGCACAAUAUAACUGUAGCCCAAGGUUAAUUCUUUAUUAUAAAUUGGAAAGCUGUUUUAGGCAGAGUGGUGAGAUAGGGAAACUGUUUUUUUUUACAAUAAUUUUGUAUUUACCUCAGUAAUUUACUGUUAAGUUCUGUAGUUUGUAAAUUUUAGGUAUUUUAUUUAGUGUCAAGUGUAAAGCUCAAUAGUUUUGUAAAAAAAAAAAAAAAAAAUAUUAGGUUCUUUAAAAAAUAGGCAUAAAAUAUAAUUCAUUUUUUGUAAAUGUACUGUUAUAGAACCAAUACCCCUAUUAAAAUGAUAGAUGGUUAAUGGAUUGUGUAAGUGCUGCUGGACCCUGGUGAUUUCAAUUGAGGGGGGCAGCAGGUUCAACAGUAGCUAUUUAGUUCAUUUAUUUUCUGGGGGGGGGUGGGAUUGUGGAAUUUAAAAAAUUGUAUAUUUACGUAAGAUUACCAUUUAAUGAGAGUAUAUUCUGCGUUAUAGUAAAAUGAAACUAGAAGUACUAUAUUGUUAGGCGGUCCUGGAUGUUGUAAAUAAUUCUGAUUGAAGUUAAUUUAAAAGUACGAAGGAUUAGUUUGUUUUGAAGAGGCCUGUAAUGAGAUCUAAAGCUUUGGUAUGAAAAUUUUGGAGAAGCCAGAGCCUCAUUCUGCUGCAGUGCAUUCAGCUCCUAAUGUUGAAUGAGAUGGUAGGUUUGUGUGAACAUGAUCUUUGUGUUUGGGGUGAAAAACAUAAGUGCAUAAUGUGGCGUGGAUUGCAGCUUUUAAAACAAAAAAACAAAGGUCAUUUAAUGAAGGGACAAACUAGAGAAUAUUCAAAUAUUGUUAAGGUUUGUAGUUGAAAAUAUAUGCAAUUCAAUUCACUGUCUUUGUGGGCCUCACUGGAGUUGUUCCUGAAAAUGGCACCUAAAUUCCAGCCACCUUAACCAAAAAACAAAUGAACUUUUAGGAGUUGCAGAACCACACACUGGGCACACACUGGUAUUGCCUUACAUGGUUAGGAGUGGCCGUUGAUAUAAACCUGUUUGAAUGAAAACUACAAUUUUAGAUAUAGCCAACACUAGGCUUGAUGCAUGUCAUGUUUAGUGGCAUUCUAAUGCUUCUUCUUAAUUCUAACAGUACCAUAUAUCAGCAGUAAAAUAAACCCACCAAAUUACCUGACAAAGCAAGUGACGAACACUGUUCCAUACAGUACAAUGUGUGUUUAUUUCAGCUGUCAGUUAACGCAAGAGUUGAAGGUUUUAGAAAGUGUUUUUGUUUUACCAGUAUACAGGGUGUUUCAGAAACAAUGCACCACAGGAAGAGUACAGUCAUGGCACAUGUACUGUACAAUCUUGAUGAACAAGUGGACUUUUUAUUCACACAGUCCUGUAAUAUUUAAGCAAUUUAAGCAAGUCAAAGUGGUCAAGCCAAGCAUAUUAUUUAAAUUUUUUCCCUCUGGUGCAUUACUGUAGAACAGUAUUUUUUUUCUUACUGAAGACCUUUCAAUAAAUGUUAGUUUGAACAUCUGUGCCAGCAUUAAUUAUUCAUAGUCCUCACUGGUUAAGGUAGCUUUUCAAAAGCAGUGUACAGUAAAUGAGCAUGAGUGUGUGCCAAAAAGUAGUUUCAGUGUGUGACUGCAUAUGCUGUUAAGUGGAUCUUGGUCUCUGCCAAGCACUAACUGUGCUACUACAGAGAAUUCUCUCUGGCCUUUAACACAUUUUCAUUAAAAGCCUGCUAUUGAACUUG